CAUCAUCAUGCAGCAUAACAUUUUAAACACAUCAUCACAUCAAGUAUUUGAAGUAAAGUUGGGUACAUGUGGCACCACUUGCAUGACUUGGUCGCAGGUUUGCAGACUAACCAUCAUGACUUCGAUUAAUUGAGAGUUUUGUCUUGGGCCAGAGGUUUUUCAAGUCAGAUGGCAGGGAACACAGGAGUUGCGUCCAGUAAAGAAAUCAUGGCCUCCCAGAAGCAACUGCACAACCAAUGUGAGAAGAUAUGGACAGAAGUCAAUCAGAUUCAUGCAGAUUUAGCAAAAGAGAAACCACUGGGUACCCUAAGUGCGGCUGAAAAUCAGAUGCUUGAAGUUUGCAAAGCAAAGGAAAAGCAACUGGCAGGGGAGAUACAUGUCCUAAAGAACACCCCUCUAGAAGCAUACCCUUCUGAUGCAAACACACUGAGAGUUUUGCUGCAACAAGAGUUGGAAACGUCGACAGCUCAGCUACAGCAAACACUUGAUAUUGUACAGACACAGAGGAAAGAGCUCGAGGAAGAGUUAAACAGGGAAAGGAGUUUAUUGGAACAACACAAGGAUGUCCACCAGAGUCUGGUCCAGAAACUGGAAGCAGCCAAAGACACAAGUCCAGAGCAGCACAACAGCGACAGAGGUUUGAGGGACUUGACAAGGAGGAGACAGCGUGCUGCUGAGAUCCAGCAAGAACUAAUGCGUAACCUUGCCCACUUUGCCACCAAACACUUCCCUCUCCCCUCCGCAGCAGAUAUCAACAAAGCAAGUAAAAGGAGACGGAGCUCAGCUGAAUCAGAUGAAGAACAACAUCGUUACAUAUCACUCCUGGAGAUACUAGAGGUUCUGAUGAACAAGUGCACAGACGAUGAGCCAGAUCCUUACAUCACCUUGGAUGAAUCCUUCUGGCCUCCCUACGUAGAGCUACUCCUGAGGUGCGGCAUUGCCUCGCGUCACCCACAGGCCUGUCAACGAAUCCGAUUGGUGCCCUUCCACGUCUGACCUCAUGAAUAUUUAUUAUAUAAAUGUGUUGAGGUGCGGCAUCACUUUGCGUCAACCACAUGCCUGUCAACGAAUCCGAUUGGUGCCCUUCCACCUCUGACCCUCAUGAAUAUUCAUUAAUAGGAAUGUGUUGAGGUGCGGAAGUGCAUUGCACCACCCACAGGCCUGCAAACGUAUCUGAUUGGUGCCCUUUCACCUCUGAUCCUCAUGAAUAUUCAUAAAUAUGAUGUGUUGAGAUGCGGCAUGGCGUUGCGCCACUUACAGGCCUGCAAACGAAUCUGAUUGGUGCCCUUUCACCUCUGAACCUCAUGAAUAUGUAGUAAUGAAUUUGAACUGUAUGGGACAGCACAUGCCACUCAAGCUUAUGUUUGACGUGUACUCUGCACAGCAUGUGCCCACCGUGUUUCACAGAAAAUCACCCACAUCAGUGAAUCAUUGUGCGACCACUAUGCCAGUUAUAUCAGCAGAGUUUUAAGCGACAUCUGUUGAAACAUUAUGACCACAGAGACUGCAACAUUUUUGCUGCUGGUUACAGUGAACAGUGGCUUUUAACCCAGAGACCCAAGCAAUUUUUUUUCUCAGGAGUCUUUAAAAGUCCAUUGCCCAACUUGAAAUCAGUUGUACAUCUUUCAAAUUUCAAGGGUUUUCAAGCCUGCGAAACAAGGCAAAGUGGCUAGACUCGUUUUCCCCUCAAUCCUGCGCAAUCCUUCAAACUUCUAGUUGGUUUUGGAAAGAUCUGCAAGGGAUCAGGAUGAGCCAUGUCGGCAGCUUUGUCGUGUUUGUUGCACAGAGGACAAUGUCACUGUGACUGACGGGAGACAAUGGGUCCUUCCUGCCUGUCAGUCAAACAGUGUCCACUGACCAAUGAGAUCACUACUUGUUGGUCAGGUGACAACAUUAAGCACUGAGAAGCCCACAGAAACCAUAGGUGGGUGGGGCUUAUAGGUGGGUGGGGCCUUUUGCCAACUUUGGAACUGUUCAUCGUGCAUUUUGUGCACAUUAUGAUCACCUUUGCCUCAAACACAGUGGAAAGGUCACCAGCGUUGAUAAUUGGCUUUUGUGUUGUCACUACACGAACAUGACUGCUAGCUUUAAUGAAAGUUUUUAGCAGUAAAUAUUUUUACUUUGCUGUAAAUAUUGUAUUUACCAAAAUGUUUUGUUGCUUGCAUUUUGUAUCACAUUGUAGCAACAUGCAAUGGAAGUUAUGGUACAACUGUUACCUGUAAACUAUUCAAAUUUUCUUAGACUUUUUAUCAAUUUCGAUUUAUGAAUGUUUCUACAUGAGAAAAUGAUUUCCUGAUAAUAAAUACAAUAAAUGAUAUGAAAUCUAGAAUGCAGACAUGUAGAGGCAAUAUAUUUUAUUACCCGGUAAAUCUUGAAAAUCACACUGGUAACCAUAGUUUAAGCAUUCUCAAUGAAAAUCAAAGUGGAUUUUCCCUCACUUCACACAACAGAUUAAUACAGUGAACAUUAGUGUUUUUGUUCUUUUACAGUAAAUCAACUACACGGUGUAACAUGCAAAUUACUCGCUCUGCAGGGUAUGAUCGUGUGACGUCAAAGAAUCACGUGACCAUCUGGUUUUCCUGUGAUCGGCCUCCAUUGCAGUAGGCAAGCUUUUGAUUAGCAACCACGUCGUGCUUUGUUAACUGGACAGUAGGGCUUUUUUUCACAUAAAAUAUCUGCAAAUAGUUUAUCAAAUGACACAAUGGUUUAUGUGUCAUGCACAGUUGUCAUAAUCAUGCCGACCCAGCAGUGGGUGUUGGCACCGCAGUUUUCUCGCCCAUCACAGCCUUGAAGGCUGAAAAUAAUUUUUGUAAAAUGCGAAUGCAAAUAAAUUGACUACUAAAGGCAAA
Messenger RNA from Patiria miniata (bat star), 2849 nucleotides. It is a transcript of the gene cenpk, whose product is annotated as centromere protein K-like. The transcript is spliced from 9 exons. Gene Ontology annotation, cellular component: nucleus. Gene Ontology annotation, biological process: mitotic sister chromatid segregation; kinetochore assembly. Bases 169 to 996 code for a protein of 275 amino acids. The record is from RefSeq and is a predicted model, not a curated record. Lineage: Eukaryota; Metazoa; Echinodermata; Asteroidea; Valvatida; Asterinidae.